AUGGGAGCGCGCGCGCGGGGGAGGGGACCUCCUUCUCAACGCUACAGCUGUCAGAAUUCAGUAUUUUGGGUCUUUUUCAGUGCCAACACCACCAGUGCAGCCAACGUUGCAGCCAGCCGUCGGACAAGGACCUCUGAAGGUGCGUCUCCAGAAGAUACUGACAACAUGCCUGUCAGCGAUGACCUCAGUGUGAGUGUGCCCGAACAGCUUGGAAAUGCCGAGACCUCAGAUUUUUUGUCAGGUCGUUGUGCCUUAGAUGACAUUGCUUUUGGUGACGGUGAACUUGGUAGACAGGAGUUGCCAAUGGAUUCAACCACAGGUCCAAAUCAUGGUCAGGCACAACGGGUUUCCAGGAAUUGUGCGGCUUUGGCAUUGGGUGCAAGUCAGGUGCCAAGAGGGCCGGUGAUUUCGGAAUCCAGCUUUGAGCAACUGCUGUCGCAUGCAUACUUGGGCACAAAGGGUCAGUUGACUGUUAAGAUGCCUUGGGAGCGUGGAGUUUUCAAGAAGGUUUUUCAGAAACCUGCAACUGGUAUUCAGCAUGUUUUCCAGCAGCCAAGAAUUUGGGUCAAUUACAACCUGGAGUCUGUUGCAGAGACCUUGGAAGACUUGCAUGAGCAGACGGCAAAACGUCCAGAGCUGGUUGGUGUGCAAGGGCGAGAGUGGAUCACGGCUGCGAAGAUGGCCUUCAAAGACUAUGGCCUCAGCCUGGAAGGCCAUAUCGGUGGACCUUUGUUCAGACCGCCGGGUGCAGAUGGGAACAGCCACUGCAAAAGGGGCCUUACCUCACAAGAGGUAUCAAGGUUUUUGAGAGUCAUGCUCGGUGAGAACAUGACGCAUGACAAGGAGAGCGGGCCAAAGUUGUCGUCGCACUCACUCAAAGCGACAGUCCUCUCUUGGGCGGCGAAAGCAGGCAUGGCGGCUCAGGACAAGUCCAUUUUGGGGCGGCAUGUGAGUGCAUACACAGAUUCAAGUGCUGUCUAUGCAAGGGACUUGUCAAUAGGUGCGGUUUCACGCCUUCAAGAAGUUGUUCUGCAGAUAUACAGAGGAGAGUUUCUGCCUGACGCGCCUCGAAGCGGGUAUUACCCAGUGGCCAUGCCUGUUGCUGAAGCACCUGAGUUGCCAGAUGCAGAAGUGAUCAAGGUCGAAGAUGAUGCUGCAUGUCAGGAGCUGGAUAUGGAAGUUCCGGUGGCCGACAGCCAACUGUGUGAAGAGGCUUGUAGUGCCUCGUCAGAUGGCUCUGAGUCGUUGGAAGGUUCUGACUCCGAAGAGGAGAUAGUGCCACCAGCACCCAAGUGCUAUAGGCACGUUGCAGCUGGCCCUCUGGAGGGGAAAUUUGUGAUGCACAAAGUGUCACACUUGGUGCACUACGUUGACUCUGGAGUGAAGGGAGGCCUGGCAACCAAGGUCAUUUCAUGCGGCGGAGCUUUGAACAACAACUACAAGACCGUGGAGAGAUUUGACACGGUUGACGUUUGCCGUCGCUGUAAAACCAAUGCGACGAAAGACGAAGCGCAAUUUGUGCAGCGCACCAUCGAUUUGAAGCUAUCGGAGGAGCUCAAGCGCAGUUUGAAAAGGACUCAUGAAGUUUUGAACCAGAAGUCGCCCACGAAACAGUUGGAUAUCUCUGCAGAGAGCCUGGUUGUGAAGGAAAAGCAUGAUACACCAGACAUGACUGUCACCUCAGCACUCCAAGUACAAGAAGCUUUCCAGCGGCGCGGCAUAGCACUGGUGUUUGCAGAUCUCAUCACCCAUGAGAGUUACACCAGGUACCUCACAACUCUCUUUGGCCAUUUGCACAGGGACCCACCAACAGGGUACGCGAGGACCACAGUGAGUCAAUUGGUGACAGCUGAUCGAACAGUGUGGCAGAUGUUGUUGGAGGAAGGCGUACAGCCAAAGAGAGAUGAGAUGGGAAACUUGGCGCUUGAUACAAAGCUCAUGGAGAGUCUCCAGAGUUAUCGUGUUUCUUUCUCAUUGCUGCCUCUCAUAGCAAAGAAGGAUGCCACGCCCAGCCCGACGAAGAUUACAAAGCCUUCUAUCAGCCAUGGAGGAAAAGGAGCCAAUUUGCAGGUCCAAAAGCCAUGGAUCAAGAACAAAGGAGGUAAGAAAGGCGACUCAGCUGAGAAAAUGCCGUCCGUUCAGCAGCAUCAACCAAUGCAUGGUGUUGAAUUGACAUCUUUUGAUUUUAGCAAUGAGCAGUUGAAAGGACCUGUGGUCAUUGAGGUUUUUUGUGGCAGUGCCAGGGUAACAGCAUCCUUGAAGGAAGUGGGACUCACCCAGUCCUUUGGGGUCGAUCACGUCUUAGACAAGGUACCCAUUGCCCCAAUGCAGCGUCUCAAAGACGCCUGGCAAAUUCCGGCGGCUUGCUCAUCCAAGAUGAAGGAGAUUCCAGCGGGGGCCCAACUGUUGCGUCAGACUCCCCUUCGGAUAAGUGGGGGGAAAAGUCAUCCUGGGUCAACAACAACAACGGACACAGCUGAAGUGUUUGGGGCAGAUGUUUUUGAGCAGGCUUGGGGCAUUCCGUUCAGUCCCAAGGAGUUCAUGGAAGAAGCAGUAGCAAGGGGUCACCCCAAGUUGUUUGCGAGGCUGGAACAAUUUCAAACCUACAAGUGUGCAAAGUUUGCCAGCAGCAAGGGCGAAGUGGUUUUCAAAAUGGACAGAAAGAGCAAAGCAGUUAACAGAGUCUGA
This is a messenger RNA of Cladocopium goreaui, 2688 nucleotides long. The record is from the annotation of a GenBank genome assembly. Lineage: Eukaryota; Dinophyceae; Suessiales; Symbiodiniaceae.